AUGUCCGACAAACUCACCCGUGUCGCUAUCGUCAACAGCGACAAGUGCAAGCCCAAGAAGUGCCGUCAGGAGUGCAAGAAGUCCUGCCCCGUCGUCCGCUCCGGAAAGCUUUGCAUUGAAGUCGGCCCCGACUCCCGCAUCGCCUUCUUGUCCGAAUCACUAUGCAUCGGUUGUGGUAUUUGCCCCAAGAAGUGCCCCUUCGGCGCCAUCACCAUUAUCAAUCUGCCCACGAACCUCGAAACCCAGGUCACCCACCGUUAUUCUGCCAACAGCUUCAAGCUCCACCGUCUGCCUAUGCCCCGUCCCGGUAAUGUCCUGGGUCUCGUUGGUACCAACGGUAUUGGAAAGAGUACCGCUCUGAAGAUUCUUUCUGGAAAACUCAAGCCCAACUUGGGUCGCUACGACAACCCCCCUGACUGGGAAGAUGUCAUCAAGUACUUCCGUGGUUCUGAGCUUCAGAACUACUUUACGAAGCUCCUGGAAGACGACCUCAAGGCCGUCGUCAAGCCUCAGUAUGUCGACCAGAUCCCUCGUGCUGUCAAGGGUCCCCAGAAGACCGUCAAGGCCUUGAUCGAUGCUCAAAGCUCCCUUGGCAACAAGAAGGAGGUUUGCGACGUCCUGGAGCUCAACCACAUCAUGGACCGUGAGAUCAACUUCCUGUCCGGUGGAGAGUUGCAGCGUUUCGCCAUUGGAACCGUCUGCGUACGCAAGGCCGACGUGUACAUGUUUGACGAGCCCUCUUCCUACCUCGAUGUCAAGCAGAGAUUGGCUGCCGCUCGCAUUAUUCGCUCUCUCCUCCGCGAUGAUGACUACGUCAUCGUUGUCGAGCACGACUUGUCAGUCCUGGACUACCUUUCCGACUUCAUCUGCGUUUUGUAUGGUCAGCCAGCCGUGUACGGUGUUGUUACCUUGCCCCAGUCUGUUCGUGAAGGUAUCAACAUCUUCCUCGACGGUCACAUCCCCACUGAAAACUUGCGUUUCCGUGACGAGUCCCUGACAUUCAAGAUGUCCGAGGCUGCGGAUGAGUUUGCCGCCGACAAAAGCCGUGCUUUCAAGUACCCCAAGAUGGAGAAGACCCUGGGCAACUUCAAGCUGAGAAUCGAGUCUGGUGACUUUACCGACUCAGAGAUCAUUGUCAUGAUGGGUGAGAACGGAACUGGAAAGACUACCUUCUGCCGUAUGCUUGCUGGUGCGCUCAAGCCCGACAACAAGGCCCAGGUGCCUGAGAUGAAGAUCUCCAUGAAGCCCCAAACCAUUACCCCCAAGUUUGAGGGUACCGUCCGCCAGCUCUUCUUCAAGAAGAUCAGGGCUGCUUUCCUCUCCCCUCAGUUCCAAACUGAUGUUGUCAAGCCCCUGAAGCUUGACGACUUCAUCGACCAAGAGGUGAAGAACUUGUCUGGUGGUGAAUUGCAGCGUGUUGCCAUCGUUCUUGCUCUCGGUAUGCCCGCCGAUAUUUACCUGAUCGACGAGCCUUCCGCCUACCUCGACUCCGAGCAGCGUAUCAUCGCUUCCCGUGUCAUCAAGCGCUUCAUCAUGCACGCCAAGAAGACUGCCUUCAUCGUCGAGCACGAUUUCAUCAUGGCCACCUACCUUGCUGACCGUGUUAUUGUCUUCGAUGGCAAGCCCGGUAUCGACGCUCAUGCCAACAAGCCCGAGUCUUUGCUUACCGGCUGCAACACCUUCCUCAAGAACCUUGACGUCACGUUCCGUCGCGAUCCUACCAAUUUCCGUCCUCGUAUCAACAAGCUGAACUCUCAGCUCGACCAGGAGCAGAAGUUGGGUGGAAACUACUUCUUCCUGGACGACAGCGACAAGACGAACUGA
Molecule: messenger RNA, 1824 nt
Organism: Colletotrichum truncatum
Lineage: Eukaryota; Fungi; Ascomycota; Sordariomycetes; Glomerellales; Glomerellaceae
Product: translation initiation factor rli1
Biological process (GO): translational initiation; ribosomal subunit export from nucleus; translational termination
Molecular function (GO): ribosomal small subunit binding; iron ion binding; ATP hydrolysis activity
Source: RefSeq, a predicted model, not a curated record